AUGAUACGCCGGAGAAGAUCGACUAAAAGAGGCGGCCGCGGUGAUGGAUCAGUUCCGGUGUACCUUAAUGUAUACGAUCUAACCUCCAUCAAUGGAUAUGCUUAUUGGCUUGGACUUGGGGUUUACCAUUCUGGGAUUCAAGUUCAUGCAGUAGAAUAUGCAUUUGGAGCACAUGAAAGCUCAACAACUGGGAUUUUUGAAGGAGAGCCAAAACACUGCGAAGGGUUUAUAUUCAGAAAGUCAAUUUUGAUGGGAUGGACAGAUAUGACUCCAGGAGAGGUGAGGGGAGUAAUGGAAGAAUUUGCACAAAAAUACAGAGGAAAUGCUUAUAAUUUGAUUACUAAAAAUUGCAAUCAUUUUUGCAAUGAUGCUUGCAUUAAACUCACUGGGAAUUCAAUCCCAAGUUGGGUUAAUCGACUUGCGAGAAUUGUGAACUUAAAGUUGAUGAAAGUUGGGCACCUUAAAAUUGAAGAUAAGGUCUGUGAAGGGGAGGAGAAGAAUCUGAGAAGCAGUUCGUCUCAAUCACAUUCUUCACCUCUCCCAACAACCACAGCCAGUCGAAGCAGAAGUUGUUCGCAGGGGAGCUCCACCCCUUGA
Fraxinus pennsylvanica is the source of this 597-nucleotide messenger RNA. The record is from the annotation of a GenBank genome assembly. Lineage: Eukaryota; Viridiplantae; Streptophyta; Magnoliopsida; Lamiales; Oleaceae.